This is a messenger RNA of Musca domestica (house fly), 3172 nucleotides long. Its product is annotated as dual specificity protein phosphatase Mpk3. Gene Ontology annotation, biological process: negative regulation of MAPK cascade; protein dephosphorylation. NCBI's taxonomy places the organism in Eukaryota, Metazoa, Arthropoda, Insecta, Diptera, Muscidae. Gene Ontology annotation, cellular component: cytoplasm; cytosol. The record is from RefSeq and is a predicted model, not a curated record. The transcript has 5 exons. Gene Ontology annotation, molecular function: protein tyrosine/threonine phosphatase activity; MAP kinase tyrosine/serine/threonine phosphatase activity. The coding region runs from base 1181 to 2527 and encodes 448 amino acids.
UUGAAUUGGAUAAAAAUCACUUCAAUCGUGGCUGUAGUCGUUGAUGGUUUGUUUUCUACGCGACGUAUGGUAGCUCUCGCUCUCUGGUGUGGUGUGCCUUUGAACAAAACAAAAAUUUUAAUUCAAUACCAAAAAAUAUACAAAACACAAAUCAUAAUAAAAUAAAUUUGCAUAAAUUAACACAAAACCGCAUUACAAAACAAAUGGAAAAGAAUUAAAUAAAAGAUUUACUCUCGUUUUUUAGUAAUUUGUAAAAAUCUCACAAAAGAAAAGAAACCCAACGCAGCAGCAACAUUUUGUAAAGCAGAAAAUUCUGGUGUUUAAGAAGAAAAAUAAAAAAAAAUAAAAAACAAGAUACAACAAAGUGUUGUUUUUGUGUUCCAACAAGGAAAAGUCAAAAAGGAAGUAGCAGCAAAAUCUCCAAACAAACAAAAAAAAGUAAAGCACAAACAAAUACAAAAAAAAUAAGAUAAAGCACAACAUGAUAAAAUACCUAUUUUUUAAUGUAAAAUAUUAGAAAAAUUACAAAAAAAAAAAACAAAAUUUUUCGUAAAACAAAUCGUUGUAAAUGUUUUUGAGUUCGAUUUAAAAUAAAUAAAAAAUAAUUUGAAGUGAAUUAAAAAAAAUAAGUUCCACAAAGGCAGCCGCUUAAUACACAUUAGAAAAUAAUAAAAUAAAAAAACAACAGUCUUUUUUUCCACCAAAAACAAAAAGGAAAGAAAAACAACAAAACAGUGUUUUUAUUACAAAAAUAAAAGUAAUCUAUCGUUCGUUCAUCGUCGUUCUUGUUGUUGCUGUUCUUGAAGAAGAAGAAAAAGCCAUGAGUAAUGUCAAGUUGACACAAACAAACAGCGAAAAUAUAAUAAGAAAAAAAUAUUGAAACGGCAGCAGCAGCAGCAGCAAAAGCAGUGCAAAAGAGGAGGAGGAGAAGCAGGAGGAGCGAAGAAGAAGAAUAACAACAGUAGCAGCAGCAGCAGCAAUACUACACACUAUACAAAGACCCCAACAUCAACAUCAACUACAAAAACAAAAACACACAUCUUAUUUCACAACAACAACAACAAUAACUACACAACAAUAGUGUAAUCGUUACACUCAACAAAAAAUAUCCCUCCUUUGCAAAGUGUGAAUUUGGGUGUUUCGGGACAUAUUCAGCAGCCAAAAUUAGUCGUUGCCCAAAAUGCCCGAAACGGAAUUCGAAUUGAUCAGCAAGGAGUGGCUGCAAACGAAGCUGCGCUCCAUAUCAGCCUCUUCGUCGUUACGUGAUGCCAAAGAUUUGAUCAUAUUGGACUGUCGCAGCUCCAAUGAGUUCAGUGAGUGCCAUAUACGCUCGGCCGUCAACUUUUCAAUACCCAGCAUAAUGCUGAGGCGUUUGGCGGCUGGCAAAAUAGAUCUUUUGUCGACCAUAAAAUCGCCGGAACUGAAGGAGCGCAUCCACAAUGGGUAUAAGGUUAGCCUGUUUGUGCUCUACAAUGAUGUGGGUGUGGGUAAUCAACAGGAUUGUGGCCAGUCCAUGGACCUGAGUACCUCAUCGGCUGGCGGUGGUGGGGGACCGGUGAUUGGUGUUAGUCCCGAUACCACCAUUAAUGUCUUGCACAAACGUCUCAAGCAGGAUGGUUGUCGCGUGGUUUCAUUAAGAGAUGGUUUCUGCAGUUUUCGCCAAACAUUUCCGGAAUGGUGUGAAGAUGAUAGUCUACAAAACAAAGAAAUGGAAUCUAGUCGUAGCACCCAGGCAGAUCAAUUGAUGGGUUUAAGGUCUCUACGUAUAUCCACACCACAUUCCGAUUCGGCCUGCAGCAGCUCGGCGGAAUCAAGCGAUUGUGAAGGAACCUCACAUCAUGGUUUGAAUGAGGCCCCGGUUGAAAUAAUUCCGAAUCUAUUUUUAGGAAAUGCCAUGCACAGUAAUGAUGCCAGAGCCCUACAAAAAUACAAUAUUAAGUACGUUCUAAAUGUAACUAAAGAUCUUCCAAAUGUCUUCGAAGCUUCUGGCGGCAUACAAUAUCUACAAAUACCCAUAACCGAUCACUACUCACAAGAUUUGGCGAUGCAUUUCCCCUCGGCAAUACAAUUCAUAGAGGAAGCUCGUUCCAAAAAUUCGGCCGUGCUGGUUCACUGCCUGGCUGGCGUUUCACGUUCUGUUACCGUAACGUUGGCCUACUUAAUGCGUACACAAGCUUUAAAUCUCAACGAUGCUUUUACUCUGGUGCGAGAUCGGAAACCGGAUGUAUCGCCAAACUUCCAUUUUAUGCAGCAGCUGCAUUCGUUCGAACGUCAGCUACGUUUGAACACCAACGAGGCCAUGGAUCAAAGCGGCAGCGGUGUGGGAGUGAAUGUCAUAAAUACCGACAUUUCCAUGCGUCCUUGUGGUUCAUCGAAAUUCUCCUGUAAUUGUAUAUCGACCGAUUGCAAGUGCAUACAAUCGGGUGGAUAUAUAGCCCAGUUGGCCAAAGCCGCUACCGGAAUUUCACCCGAUUCCGGUAUUGAAUUUGACCGAUGGACACCGUCAUCGGAUACAGGACUUAAAUGAGAUCAACUUGUAGGAAAAAGUUUUGUACUGCCACCCACCAGCAAUGAGCCACCACAGUCGCUAAAUGCCGACAAUAUGUCACCGGCUUCCACCAACUCUUCCUCAACAUCGACCACAACCACCAUCGAGGCGGUAUCCGUGGUUGAAGUUAACAAGAAGCCCAGCGCCGAAGAGUGAGUGCAAUUGACAAACCGCAAACAGGACGUACAAAACCUUUUCCUACUCGUUUUAAUCUGCCACAGCACAAAUUUUUUGUCUCCCUCCCCCCUCAUCUUCCUUUUUCCUAUUCUAUUGUUUAACCAAAACUUUAAGAUCCUAUUUUUAAAAAACAAAAUAAUUGUAUAUUGUAUUACACACCUGAAAAUAUAUAUUUGGGUUUAAUAAGUUUCCACAAAAAAACGGAGGAAAAAACCUCUGCCCCAUACAUAAUUAGUUGAGUUGUAUUCUUGAAGAAACAAAAAAAAAGAAAGAAAACACCCAAGUGUUGAAUUGUUAUUAAAAUGUAUUUAAUUUUAAGAAAAAACAAAGAAUGAAAACAAACAAAAAAUCAAACCAGAAAACCCCUCCUACCCUGAAAACACAUUCUAACUUGUAAAACAUUUUGAAAUGUUUACGAAAAGCAAAUAAAAAAGAAAAAAUAAGAAA